GGCGCUCGCCGGGAUUGGCCGGGGGCCGGCGGAAGGGGCGUGGCGCGGCGGGCGGAGCGCGCGCGAUGGCGGGCUGGCGCGGGGCGCUGAUCGUGCUGGAGGGGGUGGACCGCGCCGGGAAGAGCACGCAGUGCCGCCGGCUCGUGCAGAGCCUGCGCGCCGCCGGGCUCCGCGCCGACCUGCUCCGCUUCCCGGAGAGAUCAACGGAGAUUGGGCAGCUGAUCAGCUCCUACCUGGUGAAGGACAAGAACCUGGAGGACCACACCAUUCACCUGCUCUUCUCUGCUAACCGCUGGGAACAUGUACCACUGAUGAAAGAGAAACUGCAUAAGGGGAUCACGCUCGUAGUUGACAGAUAUGCCUUUUCUGGGGUGGCCUUCACAAGUGCCAAAGAGAACUUCUGCCUGGAGUGGUGCAAACAGCCUGACAUUGGACUCCCAAAGCCAGAUCUGAUUCUGUUUCUUCAGUUAAGCCCAGAAGAAGCAGCAAAACGAGGCAACUUUGGAAGUGAACGUUACGAGAACAGCUCUUUCCAAGAGAAAGUUCUACAGUCCUUCUAUCAUCUCAUGACAGACAAGACAUUAAACUGGAAGCUAAUGGAUGCUUCAAAGAGCAUAGAAGACUUGCACAGAGAAAUCAAGUCCAUUGCAGAGGAAACCAUCCAGGAGGUUCAGAAUAAACCUUUGGAAGAACUUUGGAAAUAAAAUUUUAUACAGGUUAUUCUUUUAGACCUAAGGGAAAACUCUUAGAUCCUCCUUGCUUGGUUCACUCCCAUACAUCACCCCUUCCAGUAACUACAGCUUAGAUCUCAGAUAUUCUUCUGAGUCCAGCAUGGUUCUGAUGUCCUUAUGAUUUUGUCUGCUCCUCCCCUUCAUCCUGCAUAGUCCCUUCUAUAUUUUAUACACGAACAUGCGAUGAGCAUGUAACAAAUUCCUUGUAAACCCCUCCCUACCUCAAGCAGGAGCUCUUGUUCUAGCUCCAGUCACACCAUGCAGAUGUGGGUAUGGAGCCCAGGGCUGCCCCUGGACAGGCAGCAGCAAUGGGCAGGCAAUAGCCAUCCCAGCUCUGGGGAACUGCCAUGUUUCAGAUUCUUCUGCCUCUCUAGUAAAUGCAUCCCCAGUGCUGAAACCAGUUUGUAGAGGACUUGCUAAUAAAUUAUUCUUUAAAACA
Strigops habroptila (Kakapo) is the source of this 1170-nucleotide messenger RNA. RefSeq names its product deoxythymidylate kinase (gene DTYMK). The record is from RefSeq and is a predicted model, not a curated record. Gene Ontology annotation, cellular component: cytoplasm; cytosol; nucleus. Bases 66 to 704 code for a protein of 212 amino acids. NCBI's taxonomy places the organism in Eukaryota, Metazoa, Chordata, Aves, Psittaciformes, Psittacidae. Gene Ontology annotation, biological process: dTDP biosynthetic process; dUDP biosynthetic process; dTTP biosynthetic process. The transcript is spliced from 5 exons. Gene Ontology annotation, molecular function: ATP binding; dTMP kinase activity.